Quercus robur (English oak) is the source of this 4304-nucleotide messenger RNA. Its product is annotated as disease resistance protein RPV1-like. NCBI's taxonomy places the organism in Eukaryota, Viridiplantae, Streptophyta, Magnoliopsida, Fagales, Fagaceae. The coding region runs from base 200 to 3415 and encodes 1071 amino acids. Gene Ontology annotation, biological process: signal transduction; defense response. Gene Ontology annotation, molecular function: ATP hydrolysis activity; ADP binding. The transcript is spliced from 9 exons. The record is from RefSeq and is a predicted model, not a curated record.
CUCACAACAACUAUAUGAAUCUAACAUUCAUUUUUUUCGCUCUACCAUUCCCAUUCUCUCUCAAACCCAUUGAGAAAUCUCUUCUUCCUAAUUUUCAUUCUCUCUACUUUCUUAAACUCGUAAAACAUUUUCAAUUUCGUCCUCUUUCUUUCUCCUCUUUCCUUUACAUCUUCUCAACUGAUUAUAUAUCCAAAUCACAAUGGCUCUUCUAACUAAUAAACGAGCCUUCUCUUUGUUUUUCACCCAACGAUAUAAAUAUGAUGUGUUCUUGAGUUUCAGAGGAGAAGAUACCCGCAAUGGUUUUACUAGCAAUUUGAAUGGUAUUUUGCGUCAUAAUGGUAUUAACACCUUCAUGGAUGAUGAGCUCCAAAGAGGAGAGAAAAUUUCCACUGAACUUUUCGAAACUAUUGAAAGUUCAAAGAUUUCAAUAAUUGUAUUCUCUAAAAACUAUGCAACUUCCACUUGGUGUUUGGAUGAACUUGUCAAAAUUCUCGAAUGUAAAAAGAAUGGCCAAGUGGUGUUUCCGGUUUUUUACAAGGUAGAUCCAUCAGAAGUACGUAGCCAAAAGGGAAAGUUUGGAGAAGCACUGGCAAAACAUGAAGAAAAUUUCAAGUAUGACAUGAACAAGGUGCAAAGAUGGAGGGUUGCUCUAAAUGAAGCUGGCAAUUUAUCUGGUUGGCAUUACAAAAAUGACCGCCCUCAAUUUAGGUUUAUCCAAGAAAUUUUUGAAGAGAUCUCAAGUGCUAAAUUAAAUUGUUCGCAAGUAUUUGUUGUUAAAUACCCAGUUGGAAUAGACUCUCGCGUAGAGGAAAUAAGUUGUUGCUUAGAUAUUGAGUCAAAUGAUGUUCGCAUGUUAGUGAUCCAUGGUCUUCCAGGAAUAGGUAAGACAACAAUCGCAAAAGCCAUUUUUGACUUAAUUGCAUAUCGUUUUGAAGGAAGUAGCUUUCUAGAGGAUGUUAGAGAAAACUCAAAAACAAAUGAUGGUGUACUCCAACUACAAGAGGCACUUUAUUAUGAGAUCAUCUUAGGGGCUAGAAAUUUGAAUGUGCAUGGUGUAUCUAAAAGAAUCAAUGUGAUAAUGGAAAAGUUUCACAAAAAAAAAAUUCUUUUAAUUCUAGAUGAUGUGGACAAAUUAGUCCAAGUAGAAAAUUUGCUUGGAAAAUGCAAUUGGUUUGCUUCUGGAAGUAGAAUUAUUAUCACAACAAGAGAGAAAAAGUUGCUAUCUACUCUACGAGAAGAUUGUGAUUUAAUUUACUAUAAGGUUAAGGAAUUAGAUAAUCGUGAAUCUCAUGAACUCUUUUGUCAACAUGCAUUCAAAAGAAACAAGCCUACAAAAGAUUAUUUGGAGCUUGUACACCAAUUUAUAGGUUAUGCCAAAGGACUUCCAUUAGUUCUAAAAAUAAUAGGUGCUGAUUUAUAUGACAAAAAUGUACAAUGUUGGAAAAGUGCAUUAGAUAAGUACAAAAGAGUUCCUCAUUCGGAUAUUCAAGAAGUACUUAAAAUAAGCUACGAUGGAUUGGACCAAAUUCAACGGAAUAUUUUCCUUGAUAUUGCAUGUUUUCUCAAAGGAUUCUCUAAGAAUUUGGUUGUAGAUAUAUUACAAAGUAGCAAUUUUCAUGACCCAUACUAUGAUAUUGAAAAACUUAUCAAUAAAUCUCUCAUAGAUGUUGCAAAAGAUGGCAAAUUAUUGAUGCAUGACUUGAUACAACAAAUGGGUUUUGAAAUUGAUCGACAAGAAGCAGAAGUGUCAAAAAAACAUAGAAGGCUAUUAUGUUAUGAGGAUGCUCUCGAAGUACUAAAUGGAGAUACGGGAUUAGGUGAAAUUCGAGGCAUAACAUUGUCCUUGCCACAACCAAAAAAGAUGCAAUUGAAUAUUGGAAAGAUGAAAAAUCUCAAAUAUUUAACAAUUCGUAAUGUAAUUUGUGAAGACCUUAAAUCUCUUCCCAAUGGGUUAAGGUUACUUGAUUGGAAAGAAUUUCCUUUAUUGUCCUUGCCGUCCACCUUUGAACCUACAAAACUCGUUGCACUUAACAUGCGAGAGAGCCACAUUGAAUUGGACGAGCAUUUUGAGAGGUGUCGAUUUGAAACAUUGAAAUAUAUGGAUUUGGCAUAUUGUAAAAAUAUUACAAAAUUGCCCGACUUAUCAGUGAUUGCGCCAAACAUAAAGGAGUUGGAGCUUCUCAGAUGCAUAAAUUUAGUUGAGGUUCAUCAGUCCGUUGGACUUCUUGAAAAUCUUGAAUACUGGAAUCUCCAUGAAUGCCCAAAUCUUAGAAUUUUACCAACAAAGCUCCAGUUGAAAUCUCUUAAAAGCUUUUUUAUCUUUGGUUCUAAAAGUCUUGAGCAAGGAACAGAAAGAUUAGCGUUGCUUUCAUCAAUAGGAUAUCUCACUGGCCUUCGUGAGUUAAUGAUAAGUUUUAAAAAUGGGAGAGAUGUUCCAAGUAACAUCUCUGAUUUACAAAAUCUUAGGUGGCUUUCUAUGUAUGAUUGUGAUGAAUUUCCAAAAGCCAUGGAUACCCCUGGUUGCUUCCCCUAUUUAGAACGUCUAGAUAUCUCUUACAGCAACAUUACUACCCUCCCUGAAAUUUCUAUCAUAUUUCCCCAAUUAAAGAUUCUAGGGCUUUACUGUUGCUGGAACCUUUCGAAAAUUCCAACACUUCCACAUUGUAUACAAGAUGUAGAUGCAACAGGGUGUAAUUCGUUGAAUUCACAAUCAAGAAGAGGAUUAUUGAAUCAGUUUGGAGAACUUAUAGGGCUUCAACAAAAUAUCAUAUGUGCAAAGGGAAUACAACAUCAGGAUUCUGAUUCUGAAACAAACUUUGAAUCUGUAUCAGAAUUUGAACUCGAUGAAGCUACAUUUGAAAUGGACUCAACAUGGAAACUUUAUGAUUCUUAUUCACUUACACUUCCAGUAACUAAGAUUCCAAAGUGGUGGUUCGACCAUCAAAGUGUUGGAAGUUCCUUAUCAUUCUCGGUUGGUCAGAAACUUCCAUCAUCCGCUUCUUGUGUUGCACUAAAAUUGGAACUGAAGGAUGAUGAAUAUCGUAUGUUUACCUGUUCUGUCUACAUGUGCAUCAAUGGUUUUGAAAGAUGUCUUGUGGAUUUUAAAUUUCAAUUAGAUCCAGGGGAUUGGAAUGACAUUGAGAUUCGAUUUGAAUGUUCAAAAUAUGAUCCUAAAAUGGCAAAAAUUACAAUAGAAAGGUGCGGAGUCCAUGUAUCAUGCAUUUGUACUCCUUGCAACUUCGCAACAAAUGAGGAUGUUGAAGAAAAUGAGAACCUCUUGAUUGAACUUCCAACAAAUAUGCCAAGCAAACAUCAUCAACUUCAUUGCAAGUCCAGCUUGCAAGCUCGGCUGGGAAUGGAAGAGCAAAGGAUAUUUUUGCAGAUUCUCAUUCAAUUUAAUGGCCUAUUCAUUUAGGCACCAGCUAAUAUGAUAUGUCAUAUUAGCUGCUGGCAGCUUGAGCAUGAAUGGUUCGCAUCGAAGAGUUCCCAUAUCUUUUCUGCAUUAUCUCAAAUGCUGGUUCUAGUGUGUUCUACUUUUUCCUUUAUCAAGUGAUUUAUUUUUAAGCAUUUUUUUCAAUUACUUUAUGAAAAAUCUGAUUUGUACCCGUAUGUUGUUCUAGCAGUAUUGUCUCUCCAAAAUUUGAUUCAGGAGGUCUAGGUCUAUGCUUAUGGCCUUAGUGGAAUCUUCAUUGGCUAGGGUUUUAGAAUUAAAAUGUUCUAGUGUUGAGAUAUCCUCAUUUAUCACAUCAAGAUAUAAUUCCAGAUCGUUGGCAGUGAAGGAAGUCAUUGAUAUUGGUUUGCAUGAAACAUUUGGAACAUGAAGAUGCCAAGAAUUGGAAGCUCAUAUCCAUGGAUACACUUCCAAUACAAGAUAAAUACAUUUAAGGAGCAGCCUGGCUUUGGCAGACAACUUUUGCUUUGUCAAGAUUGGUAGGUUCCUAUCCUGGUUGAAGGGUGUGGCAAUUAAAAAUCUACUUGGCAUGGCACUUGUUUUAUUUGUAAAUCGAGAGAUUGGUACAAGGUUCUUGCUGGUUGAUAGAAUUAGCUUACUACUACUGCUAUUAUUCUUUCCAUUAAGGAGGCCUUUUUCAAAUCUGGUGCAAAGAAGGCGUUGGUGAUUUUGGUCUUGACAAGUAGCACAACUGUAUCGAAAUUAAUGCUUAGUAAGGAAUGUAAUGGUUGGAAUAAAAAAAAUGUUCAUUAGAAGCAGUAGGAAAAGUUUUUGCAUCAAACAGAAGGAUAGGAAGUUGUCUCUUGAGUGGCAGUGACACAAAGAUGAAAGCUUGAUUGCUUGUUUUUUCCCC